GGGAGUGAGAGAGAGGGUAUCUAGAGAGAGGGAAAAUAUAUAUAUAUAUAUAUAUAUAUAUAGUAGCUAGAGGGAGGUGAGAGCAAAAAUCAUGCAGAGUGGGAGUGAUUUUCCUUGCAAUUAAUUUUCCUAAUUAUUAUUCUCCUCUUGAGGAAUUGGCAUAAUUCACUUUCUUUCCCGUCUUUUUGUUGAGAAAACAAUGAGUCGAUUAGGGUUUAAAUCCUUGGUUUAUCACGGGGAUGUGUAUUUAGGGGAACUGGAAACUGUUCCAGUGAAGGACGGGAAUUUUCAGUUUCCGAAUAAUGAGAUUAGGAUUCACCACAUCUCCCCAAACAGCGAGAGAUGCCACCCUCUAUCUGUUCUCCAGACGAUUUCUUAUGCCUCCGCUCGUUGCAAACUCGAGCCUGUCUCCAAUGGCAAUUCAAAUACCAAUGCUGAGCAGUCUCCCCUGAUCAAUCUUCACGCAUCGUGCUUCUAUGAGCUUAAGACUGCAGUUGUGUUGCUUGGUAGUGAGGAGGUUCAUUUGGUGGCGAUGCCUAGCAAGCAGAAGAAAUUUCCAUGUUUCUGGUGCUAUUCGGUGCCCUGUGGGUUGUACAAUGCAUGUUUGUGGAUGUUGAACACACGUUGCUUAGCUAUUGUGUUUGAUCUUGAUGAAACACUUAUUGUUGCCAACACAAUGAAGUCAUUUGAAGAUAGAAUUGAUGCUUUGAUGGGUUGGAUUGCACGUGAGACUGACCCUAUUCGGGAAUCUGGGAUGACGGCAGAGAUGAAGAGAUAUAUUGAGGAUCGGACUUUAUUGAAGCAGUAUGCUGAUACUGACUGUGUUGUGGAUGGUGGGAAAGUGUAUAAGGUCCAGCAGGAGGAAGUCCCUCUGCUAUCUGAUGGGAGCCACCGUGUUGUUCGGCCUGUAGUAAGGCUGCCUGAGAAAAAUAUUGUUCUUACGCGCAUUAAUCCUGAGAAUCGUGAUACCAGUGUAUUAGUCAGGUUACGACCUGCUUGGGAAGAUUUGAAAAGUUAUUUAACUGCAAAAGGCCGGAAAAGAUUUGAAGUUUAUGUUUGUACCAUGGCUGAAAGAGAUUAUGCAUUGGAAAUGUGGAGGCUGCUUGAUCCAGAAGCAAACUUGAUUAGCUCAAAGCAACUACUGGACCGUGUUGUAUGUGUCAAAUCAGGGGCUAGGAAAUCUUUGCUCAAUGUCUUCCAUGAUGCAAAUUGUCAUCCGAAGAUGGCAAUGGUAAUAGAUGAUCGCUUAAAGGUGUGGGAAGAGAAGGAUCAGCCUCGAGUUCACGUAGUUCCUGCAUUCACUCCAUAUUAUGCCCCGCAGGCUGAGACUGCGAAUGCUGUUCCUGUCCUUUGUGUAGCAAGAAAUGUGGCAUGCAAUGUCAGAGGCGGUUUUUUCAAAGAGUUCGAUGAAAAUCUACUGCGGAGAAUAUCUGACAUCUUCUAUGAAGAUGAAGUGGUGAACUUACCUUGUCCACCAGACGUGAGCAACUACUUGAUGUCAGAGGAUGCUAGUUUUGUGCCAAAUGGAAAUCCAAAUGUUCCAAUUGCUGAUGGAAUGAAUGGACCUGAAGUUGCGCAAAGACUGCAGCCUCUGGUAGAACAGACGAAUGUUUCGAAUGCUGUUUCUCAUCCCAUGGCUAAUAACCUUGAGUUGAAAUCUGAAGGCUCUAAGCUCCCUGUAGUAUCUCUUUCAAGUGCUACUACUCCAGCAUCCACAAGAGUAGUAUUACCUUCUGAAAAACCUAGUUUGCUUGGUGAUCCCUUUCGAAGAGAUAGCAGGUAUUCAGGUUCAACUGAACCGCCUCUGUUGUCUAGAUUGCCUUGGCAGCCCCCCCUCCUACAACCACAAGGAGGCUGGUUAGUGGAAGAAGAUACUAAUAGAGGAAAUUUCAUCAGCCGAACCCUGGGAAUAACUCCAGAAUGUGAUCCAUCUGAUAGACUGCGGGGUCGUCAAAACUUGCUCAGUCAUGGUACAUCGUCUUCGGUUACCACAGAAUUGUCUCAUGCAGUUCAAGCAAAAAAUGAAGAGGCUAACCCCAGAUAUGACAUCCAGAAAAGCCCUUUGCCUACAAAUCAGUUUGCAGAGAUUGGUGUGUCUAAUCAGUCAUCCUCCAAUAAUAAAGAGCUAAAAUCCGAAGCUGAUAAAAUGAAUAUGUUGCCAUCUUUGUCCAUUGGUGUGCUCCAUGAGAUUGGAAGGAGAUGCAGGUCAAAGGUUGAAUUUAGGCCCGUUGUAAGUACCAGUGAUGACUUGCAGUUCUCAGUAGAGGUUUUCUUUACUGGUGAAAGAAUUGGUGUUGGAAUGGGCAAGACGAGAAAAGACGCGCAGCAACAGGCUGCAGAGAAUGCACUUCGUAGCUUGGCUGAUAAUUACAUAUCUUAUAUUUCGCCUCAUUCUAAAGCUGUGGAUAAUGAUUUUGAUAGACUUCUUCUAGAGAAAGAAAAUGGGUUUCUUUGGGACAUUGUCAAGCCUGGAUCAGAAGCACCACAAGUUAAUAAUGGGCUUCCCAAACAAAAUACUUCAGAAGUGGGAAUUCUUGACAAUUCUUCCCAUGGCUGAUUUGAUUUGCUUCUUCAGAACAUCUGAGAUGCUUGGAUAAGGGCUGUGUGGAUAUUUCAAGAUAGCAGUAGUGAUUGCCUUGAGAUAAACCAGUCCGUGCUGGAAUAUGCUCACUCAAGAUCUGGGAGCAGAAAAUGGGGAAAGGUGGCGUAAGUUGCUUCGUCCCGAGCUGCAGUGUCUUCUUUGCUUCAAAAUUCCUGUUUGGUGGUCGCAAGCUAGGACCUAAGCUAUGCUUCCUUGAAGCAAGUGAACUUAUCAAAGCACAAAAGCAUCCGAGUUCUCCCAGGCUAUCACAUUUUGAUCAGAAGAAGCAUGAUAAAGGAAGAAUUGCUGCAGAGUUUGUCGUGGUGGCAUCUAGAGAACGAACAGAUUCCCAUGAGCGAGCUUAAUGAUUGUUUCUCAACUGAAGAAGCCCUAGCAAGGAAGUUUUUAGAAUUAGAGUUUGUUCAUCGGCAAACCAAUCCUUGUUGUGUAUGAUUUCUGUAUUUAUUUUGGCAUCACUUUUGUCCAGAUACAAAUUUGAAGGCUCCUGUUUCAAAGGUUGACCCAGCCUUUGAACCAUAACCCAUAUGCUCGAGUAUGAGCAUCAAGUUUAUUCCCGGGAAUACACAAUUCUGAAUAUUAUUAUUCAGCGUUUGUUGCUCUGGUAGUCUAAACAGAGGCCCAGGGCCAGGCCCAUGCAGCUGAAACAGAAUUGGGGCUUAAAUGGACGCCGGCUCUUUCGGGAUUUCACUUAUAAAAGAAUGAAUGUUCAUUAUCCAAUGAGUCGUGCACUGAGCACUGUUUGUUAUCGGGAGGACAUGUCUCCCAUUUCAUUAAUGGAAAAGAAAGGGAGAAUUGAAGUUGGAGCAUCAAUAAGGUGAUUGAUUAAUCGAGUAUUAGGUGGCGAAGCUCCUGUCAAACAUUAGGCCAGGUUUCUAUAUUCAUUUCCUUCUAAGAAUAAUUGACACGAGUGGCCAACUUCACUAAUUCUUCACACUCUAGUAAAAUACGAAGAAAUUACUUGUAGCCAAGCAGUGAAUUGGUAUGUAACUUGGUUUA
Molecule: messenger RNA, 3598 nt
Organism: Sesamum indicum (sesame)
Lineage: Eukaryota; Viridiplantae; Streptophyta; Magnoliopsida; Lamiales; Pedaliaceae
Source: RefSeq, a predicted model, not a curated record